AUGCCCUCAGGCGAGCCGCAGUUUGCCACGGUCUCACUUCUCCUUGCUGACGCGGUGGAGGGGACCUUUCGCGUGCCGAUUACAGAUGACACAACAGUGCGCCGCCUGGCAAAGGACGCAAUGCGUCGACUGCUUGCCCGUUACAGCGCCGGGAGGCAAGUUAUCCAGCGGGAGAAAAUCUCGGUGACAGAGGUUUUUGUGAAGAGCGGCUCCAAUAGGGCGGAGAUAUUCGCACAAGACCUUGUCAACCAAGUCGUGCUUAUCAAGGAAGAGGUGUUGUACAUGCGCCUGCAUAUGAGGGAGAGGGUAGAGACAGGGACGGGGACGGGGGACGACUCCCGCGCGACGGCGGACACUACGGAUAGCAUCACAGCCAGGCGCACUCAUACAGGUAGCCGCAUGGAUGCCAAUGUGCCUUACUCUGCCGACGCGCGCUCCACGUCGGAAGAACCGCCGCAAGAAGAGCAGAAGCCCGGCGAUAUAGGGAAGCUGAACAAGCAUACGUCUUCCACUCCUUCUGCGGCCGCCGUUCCUGCGGCUGUAAAGACGCAUGAAGAAGAAAAUGUAAAGGGGUCUACGCAAGAGGCGGGAGAGGGAACUAGAGUCAAAGAAGAGGGGACUACCAGCGCGGCAGGUGAGAGGAAGGGAAAGGGCACAAGACGUGGUCUUGGCUGGGGCCCAGAGGCACACAAGCACUUCGCCGAUAACUACGUUGCAAGCCCCAAUAAACUAAUGCAGAAGCGGUGGAAGAAGGGAAGGGUUACCACAAGGAAAGAGCCACCGUCCGCGACGGAGAAGGAAGAGAGAACAGAGGCGCCGGAAAAGGGGCCUUCCCCGGAAAUAACUGCAGUCACGCAGGCAUGUCGAGGAUUGGGGUGGGGUCCGGAAGCCGGGAAGUACUUUGCCGAUAACUAUGUUGCCUCCCCUGAAAGGAUCACGCGGAUCAAGAGCCGCGAAAGACGUCUGGAAAAAAAAAAGGACAGGAGGAGGAGGAGGAAGCGGCGAGGCAAGUACGAAAGCGGAAGGAGCAGGAAGAGGAAGAGGAAGAGGCAAGGCGGAAGCAGCACACAGCAGACUCUCUCCCAAACUUUUCAAUAA
Trypanosoma conorhini is the source of this 1098-nucleotide messenger RNA. RefSeq lists its product as uncharacterized. The transcript has a single exon. Bases 1 to 1098 code for a protein of 365 amino acids. NCBI's taxonomy places the organism in Eukaryota, Euglenozoa, Kinetoplastea, Trypanosomatida, Trypanosomatidae. The record is from RefSeq and is a predicted model, not a curated record.